Messenger RNA from Austrofundulus limnaeus, 2593 nucleotides. Its product is annotated as protein FAM171B. The record is from RefSeq and is a predicted model, not a curated record. Lineage: Eukaryota; Metazoa; Chordata; Actinopteri; Cyprinodontiformes; Rivulidae.
GAACUGGUUCUGAUGGAGUUCUGAGCAGCAGCCUGUAGAGAUGAGAGCUGGACCCAGCAGCAGCAGCAGGUCCAGAAAGGCCCAGCAGCUGCUCUCAGUCAUGCCUUCACUCUGCAGGAGUUUGAUCUGCGCGCUGCUUCUCAGCACAACCGCAGAAACUGAGACCGUCAGUCCGGGUCCCGGUCCGGAACCCGUCCUGCAUGCUGAUGAGGGGAACCUUUCAAACCCGGAUCUYCUGAAACAAGAGGCUUUUCAGCAGCUGAACAGGCCCCUGCCAGGGCACACCUUUAAUCUGAGGGUCCAAGUAAAUGACAAGAUGAGUCAGCAGCCCCUGAGCCAGGCACUCGUGGAGCUCUUCAUCAACUACACCUGCAACAGCACGGCUUUAAGUGGGGAAGAUGGCGGGGCUCUGUUCCAUGUACCGUACCGCUCAGGGCUGCUGGUCGCAGUCAUYGUCAGCAAGACUGGCUUCCUUCCUACACUGCUGCCUUAUAAAACCAACAGAAUCCCAAGUUUCGUCAGCGUGGAGUUAAACCCGGUGGCAGCUGUCAGUGUGCAACUUUUCUCCGGAGAAACAAAACUUCAUGUAACUGGGCCGAUCCAGAUCAGCCUCGGUGUCCCUGACAGCUGUGGACUCCAGGCUCCAGCUGCUGUUCCUGUGUGGUUCUUCAACCAGACCACUGGAGGCUGGAUGAGAAAAGGACUUGGAAAGAUGAUAAUGGUGAACGGAAAACUCACGUGGACUUUCACUGCUCCUCACCUGGGCUACUGGAUGGCAGCACCUGUAUCCUCCACCAGAGGGUUUUUUGUACUCUCCACCAUCAUUGACUUUACCUUCCGUCAUUUAUUUUUCCUGACGGUUCUCCUCGGAGGAACCCUCCUCAUCAUCAUCUGUCUCCUGAUUGGGAUGAUAUGUUAUUGCAGGAAGCAGUUCAKUAAAAAUAAAACCAGGAAAAUCCCAACAGUGAGUAAAAAGGAUCAGACCACUUCCACGUGUCAUCCUGAAGCCUCUGGGACGUCCUCAGGGAACUCCKCUCAACCAGCAGAUAUGAACCAGAAAGCGUUCCAAAAGAGUGGAAACAACAGUGAUGUGAUAGUUAACCCCGGAGUUGUGACUGUUUCAGUCGAGUCUCACAGACAGGACUGUACGACCUCAGAACAAACUCCUCCGUCUCUAACCGACAGCUUGUUCUUCUACAACCAGCCUGUCGCCAUUCUUCCCGCCUCAGCAUUUUUCCACCUGGAGGAGGAACAGGAGCAGACCGAGUGGAGCAGGUCGGCCACUCUGCCACGGAUGGGCUUUUCAAACGGGUCUGCCGCGGAGCCGCAGAGGAAAGACAGCUUCACCCAGACUCUGCAAAACGCUCCCUCUGCCGCCCAGAGCCAGGCGGUAGAAACUGAGGAUCAGCCCGGAGGUCUGGAAAUCUCUCAGACUUCAAACGGCACAAGCAGGGGCCCUUUCGGCCUCCCAGAGUCCGUUUCAGAACCGGGAACGUUAAAUAAAAUCAGGGAGAGCAGACGUUCCGUCCACGCCUUCACGGGUUUAUCCAAAAUCCCAUCACCUCAGCCUCCUCGAGCCUGGUUUGUAUCUCUGGAGGGAAAACCGGCGGCUGAGAUCCGUUACAGUGUGUCAGAGCAGCAGAGGAGGCAGAGGCCCAUCGAGAGUCGAGAAACCAGUUUGGACUCUGGGGUGGACAUGAGUGAACUGAGACAGACCUCUGGUAGGAGGACUGUAACCCUGGAGAGAAACGCAACUUUUGUCAAAAACACAUCACCUAAAAACACACCCCAACAGUAAAACACUUUUUAAAGUACUAUUUUGGUCAGAUUUACACAAAAAAACUGAAGUUUAACCUCAUGUUGUGUUCUUCAUUUUGUUAAGGACAAUUAAACUAAAUGAAAAACAAUGAAAAUUAACCUCUGUCUACAAUCACUGUCCUUGUUUUACAUUUCAGUCCAUUUUGGCUUGAUUUUAAGACUUUACUUACUGCAUUCAAAWUUUUAAUUAGGUUUCUUUAACACUGACAGAUCAGUAACAGCAUUUAGGCCUAAACCAACCAGUUUCAAAAUCCACAGUAAAGUAAACAAAUGAUCAGAUUUUUCUGAGUCUUUUAAAGCUGCAGUAUAAAAAUAURUAUUUUACGUAUUUGUUAAAACUGUCACUAUGUCCUAACAUAUAGAUAUGAGACGGAUGAUCUGUGAAAAAAAAAUAAAGCUCCCAGUGGUCCUACAGCUAUCUGCAGAAAUAUACCAUUCCCGGUCAGAAACAGCCAAUAAGAGACAGGAGAAAUGGGGGAGGGACCUGUUCAAUGUGUUUGUUCAAAUUUUCAGGCUAACUCAAACUUUUAAAAACUCCCAACUACAGCUUUAGGUCUCAUUCUUUCUCUGGUGUUUGACUCAAGCAARUAGGAUCCAAAAGAGUUAUUUUUUUGUUCAAUAAUUUAUUUAAACUUUUACUUACUCUUUUAAUGUUUGUUUUUUUUUUUCUUUUAUUUCUGUUUUCUUGUUCUUAAUAUGUUUGACUUACUUGUAAAACAUUUUGGUCUGUUUAUUUGUGCUUUGGAAUAAAACUGACUUUUAUAUUAAAAAACAA